AGUACAGCUCGCGCCAAUCAUCGAGUUAGCUCUGAAGUUGCAGCGCUUAGCGUCGCACGAUCAAAAAACAGGUAUCAGCGGAAAGAAGGCAGUCCGGGAGGGGAGGGGUCGGCAGUGCACACCCCCUCUCUCUCCGGCCCCGCACCGCGGUCGCCUCGAUUUAUGUGCGUGUGUGUGUUCUCACUGUUCAUACGCCACGCACACAUUCGCACCUACAGCAAAAGUACAGUCGCGCAUCGCAUCAUUGUAGUCGUUUUGUUUUGUGAGUGUCGUAAUUAUUUCGUUGUUGUUUUAAUAAACUUAGUGGCAUCGCAUUGCUAAAAUGCCUAGAUCGAAUACCGUUUUAAGCCGACAGGCUAGAAAAAUUAUAUUCAACGUGUUUCAAUUUAUGAAAAAGGAAAGUGAAGAAGGUAUCAAAAUCGACCUUCAACACCUCCAAAAAAACUUAACAUAGUUGAAACAAUAAACCUGACUAAGUAGGUACUUAACUUUUGUACAUACAUAUUUAUUAGUCCCACUGUACAUCUGCGCAACGCGCACCGCGCCAACUUCAGAGCUAACUCGAUGAUUGGCGCGAGCUGUACCUAUAAGGUUUUACUAGCUAAAUAAUGGAUAUACUCGAAUCCAUACAUUCCCAUCUGAGACACCGCAACUUGGACCAGGCUGUUUACGAUGCCAUGAAGAGCAAUGACCUCUCCGAUGUUGUCAUGAAAGUUUAUGACACCAUGAAGAAGAAUAAUCUUUUACCAGCUACUUGUAAAGAGAUGAAAUCUGAGUGCCAAUCCAACGAGUUUCGCAAGCAAGGCAACAAGAACCUGGCAGAGAGUGAGUACCAGAAGGCUCUCAUGUUCUACAACGUGGCGCUACUGUAUGCACCUAACAACUCUCGAGCCAUGAAACUAGCUUAUGGCAACAGAUCAGCUUUACUGUACAAAUUUGAGCUAUUUACCGCAUGUCUCAAAGAUCUGGAGAUUGUGUUCUCUCUCGGCUGCCCAGACGAUAUUGCAGCGAAAUUGAAGAAACGCCAAACUGCUUGCAAUGAGAGGAGAUGGGGGGAAAUGCUUACCGAAUCUGUGUUUAGCUCGGCCCAUGCUGAUGAAUUCUUUGAAUUCAAUGUUACACGUAAUCCACAAAUACCUUGCGCUAGCCGAGCCGUUGGGGUGAAGGUUGAAGAUGACAUCCCGAGAGUGGUCGCAGCCACUGCUAUAGGUGUGGGCACAGUGGUGGCCGUAGAGCCCGCCUUCGCCAGUGCCUCGCACAAGGGGAACCACUUCUUCUCCUGCCACUACUGUCACAAGAUGGCCUUGAACCUCAUCCCAUGUCCUCAAUGUUGCUAUGCAUUAUUUUGUGGAACAGAAUGUUUGAACAAAUGUAUGCAGGAUUAUCACAACAUUGAAUGUCACUUUGCCGGUAAACUAAAAGAUUGUUUUCGAAUGUGUGAUUUAGCCACUAAGGGUGCUCUCAAAAUUUGGAAUUUGAGCAAGACUUGGGAUAAUUUCAUAUUAGAGUCUAAGAACACUGGUAUAGGAAGAAUUCAGAGUAGUUCAAUAAAUGAAGUAUUUGACUGCAAGAACAAGGGUUCUUUACUGUGCUUUGAUGAGGAGAACUUCCUAGUUUAUGGUAAAAUGUUCAACCUGAGCAUUGGAUGUGCCGCAAUUCUGCACCACUUGGCCUCGGUGCCAUCCUUCCUGCCGAAGGGAAGAAGCUCUUCACAGGAAGCUCUACGGGCCCUGGCACGGACCAUGAUGGGCUUGUGCCUGUUUGUGCCGCACUCGAGGAUGCUGCAGGCGGUGCAAAACGGGGAGAAGUCUACUUUGGGCACACACAUUGUUCCUAACUAUGGAUUGUUUUCAUUCUCUGGAAAGUUGAAGAAUAGUUGCGAUCCCAACUUGUUGGCUGUUGGUCUGGAUAACAAGCUGGCGCUAGUGGCAAUCAAACCCAUCCAGCCUGGCACAGAACUCACUGUUUCUUACAUAUCGCACUGGACAGAGACCCACUCGGACGACCGUGCGUGCUCUCUCUUCGCGGAAUUCAGCGUCGCAUGCAACUGCACUGUGUGCGAAGAAAACUGGGACACUGACUUCCUGCUAGGCAACGACAUACUGACAGACGAGCAAGCCAUGUGCUACAGGAAACUCAAAGUACGUCAAAUACAGAAGGAAAUCAGUCUCCCGUCUAACACACCGAAGUAUGAAAAGAAGAUAUUUAAUGCCUUAAGUGUUUUGAGUGACUCCCCGAACUGUGAAGCGUAUUACGACGUGUUUUGUCUGUUUAAGCGCUGUAUGCUGCAUUACCAGCUCGCCUACAGUAGGAAUGUUAUUGUGGGCGCGUUAGAAUGAGAUUUAAGUUGGCCGAGAGUGCUUCAUGGUAUUAUCGUCUAAACGCCACUUUAGUUGUAAGUGUUGUAGUAACUGAUUGUUGUUUGAAUAUUUUGUAAGUGUAAUUAAAUAUUCCAACUGAGUCUAUGUCUUAGGGCUGAUUUUUCAAUGGUCAGAUAAGUAUUAUCUUAGGAAUUAAAUUAUUGCUGUCACUGUCUAAUAAAAACAUUCAGAUGCAACACAUUUUAUUCCUCAGAUAACACUUAUCUGACUGUUGAAAAAUCAGCCCUUAGACAACAUAUAAAUGUAACUUAGGUAUUAUUACAUUAGUAAGCUAAGAAUUUAUCGUAUCCAAAACUUGUAAAGCCUGAAAACAAAAAAUAUAGGUUUUGGUACAAGCUGUGAUUUGUUAAAAAUUGUAACACAAAAAUCUUUUAUAAUUCUGUUUUUUACUUCAAUUACUGAUAGUAAUGUGGUGACUAUCUUAAGUUUAUUUUAGCUAUAUUAAUCAUUUAAAGCCUUAAAUGCCACAAACAAACUCUACUUAUUUCUAAGGUUUUCAUUAUUUUCAAGGAGUAAUGUAGACGUUAGGAAUUUCAGAUGAAUGAGAGAAUGGAAAGAAAAUAAUUAUACUGCUGUAAAAUCAAAUCACAUUUUUAUUUUUCGGCACAUUAUAAUUAGUAUCACAAUCAUUAAUACAGUACCUAAACUUAAUUAUUUCGAUAGACGACUGGGAUAUUAUGCGUUUAUUUGUUACAUACUAGCCGUGUGUGAGAUGUCCCCACAUAUUAUUAGUAGGUACUACAUAACAUAUCCCAGUGAACCACUGAUCCAAUCAUAAUACAUAAUCUAUUU
Molecule: messenger RNA, 3173 nt
Organism: Plutella xylostella (diamondback moth)
Lineage: Eukaryota; Metazoa; Arthropoda; Insecta; Lepidoptera; Plutellidae
Product: protein-lysine N-methyltransferase SMYD4
Cellular component (GO): nucleus; cytoplasm
Molecular function (GO): histone deacetylase binding
Source: RefSeq, a predicted model, not a curated record